Messenger RNA from Gasterosteus aculeatus aculeatus (three-spined stickleback), 2308 nucleotides. RefSeq names its product solute carrier family 35 member F6 (gene slc35f6). Lineage: Eukaryota; Metazoa; Chordata; Actinopteri; Perciformes; Gasterosteidae. Gene Ontology annotation, molecular function: transmembrane transporter activity. Gene Ontology annotation, cellular component: intracellular membrane-bounded organelle; membrane. Gene Ontology annotation, biological process: transmembrane transport. The record is from RefSeq and is a predicted model, not a curated record.
GAGUUGUCACGUGACUCACGCGGGCCGAGGAGCCUCCCACAGAACGCAUUUGUGGGAAUAAUAUUCCGCGUCUCUUCAGGCAAAGGGCGACUCGGUGGCUUCUCUGUCCCGGCAUGGCGUGGACUAAAUACCAGCUGUUCCUGGCGGGACUUAUGCUCACGACCGGGUCCCUCAACACACUAUCCGCAAAAUGGGCUGACAUGUUCUCUGCGAAGGGUUGCCGUGACGACCCGGACCACCCAUUCACUCACCCGUUCGUACAGGCGGUGGGCAUGUUCCUGGGCGAGAUCAGCUGCAUCGCAGUCUUCUACCUCUUUGGUGUGCCACGACAGAAGACGCCCGGAACCCCGGAUGCCCCGGCCAGAGCUUCAAACCCGCUCCUCUUCUUCCCGCCCGCCAUGUGUGACAUGACGGCCACCUCCAUCAUGUAUGUCGCUCUCAACAUGACCAGCGCCUCCAGCUUCCAGAUGCUGCGCGGCGCCGUCAUCAUCUUCACCGGUCUGCUGUCCGUGGCGUUCCUGGGGCGCCGCCUGACGCCCAGCCAGUGGGUCGGCAUCCUCACCACCAUCCUGGGCCUGGUGAUAGUGGGCCUCGCCGACUUCUUCAGCGGGCACAGCGAAGACACCCACAAACUCAGCGACAUCGUCACAGGAGACCUUCUGAUCAUCCUGGCUCAGGUCAUUGUUUCCGUGCAGAUGGUGCUGGAGGAAAAGUUUGUCUACAAACAUGAUGUCCACCCUCUCCGGGCUGUUGGUACAGAAGGCUUCUUUGGCUUCUUCGUCCUGUCGCUGCUUCUCAUCCCGAUGUACUUCAUCCACGUCGGCGCCUUCAGCGGGAACCCCCGGCAGGUGCUGGAGGACGCGCUCGACGCCUUCUGUCAGAUCGGCCACGAGCCCCUCAUCCUGCUGGCGCUGCUGGGGAACACGGUCAGCAUCGCCUUCUUCAACUUCGCCGGCAUCAGCGUCACCAAGGAGAUCAGCGCCACCACGCGCAUGGUGCUGGACAGCCUGCGCACGCUGGUCAUCUGGGCGGUGAGCCUGGCGCUGGGUUGGGAGCGGUUCCAGGGCCUGCAGGUGCUGGGCUUCCUGGUGCUGCUGGCCGGCACGGCGCUGUACAACGGGCUGCACCGCCCCCUGCUGGCCAGGAUACCGUGGUGCGCCGCGAUGGCGAGCGCCGGGGAGCCGGAGGACGGCCCCGGUGAGAGAGAGAGGCUGCUGGGCGACGGCAGCGUGCAGAGCACCGACGAGGGCUAAAAGCCUGAAGGCGGGACCAUCAGAGACAAUGAGCCGUUCAUGAGGAGCGUCUCUUUUUUUCUUCUUUUCUUUUUAAUACGGUCACAUGUGACUCGAUGUUUUAAUAUGUGGGAGUGUGCGAGCCCUUUGAAAGGAAUGGUUUGGCACACAAGUAGUAUCUUGUAUGUACGUAUGACUAAAAAGUCCCAUAUUUGUUCAAAUGUUCCUUCGGGGGAACAGAGGGGCCAGUCCGAAGAUGCUUCUGUAUUAUAAUACAGGGUCUCUUUUUAGGCAGUGAAUUCAAUUCAUUGAAAAUGUAAUGAAAAUAGAACGCGUUCUAACAGGAUUCGACCCUCUCAUAGACUUUUUAAAUCUUAAGUCGAUGCAGGAGAACCACUGCUCCACCGGGCUUGAUCUUUCCUCGGGUGCUGGUCGUACUGUAGAUGUCCGCACACGUCGGUCUAUGCAGAGUUCGUACUUUAAGAUAGUGUCAUUUUAUCCUUAAACAAACCACUUGAACUGGCUCUUUUUUUCUAAAGCACAUUUGAAGAUUUAUUCCGAUUUUCAUGAAUCAGCACGUUGUUUGUGAUGAUUUUGUUUUUUAAGAAUGGGUUUUAAUUUUUUUUUUUAAUGUUGAUUUAUUUGCCAAAGUAAUGCCAACAGAAGCCGGUCUUACCGUAACUCAUUUACUUUUGUAAUCAAGCUUCCCCGUCAUCUCCUUAAUCUGAGUGCAGUUAAAAAUACGAUGUGUACAAAAAUGCAGUUUUAAAAAGAACCGUGUGUAUAUUUGCUGAUCUUAGUCUUGUUUUUACUGAUGGACCUUAUCGAAGCGUCUAAUCUCCUAAACCAAGUGAUUUUACACCUGCUUCUGUAAAUGCUCUUUUUGGUAGUUUAGGGCUGUCGUGUGCACUAAGAAAAAAGGGAAUGGUCAUGAAAUGACCCUUAUGACAUUAAAUGGUGCAUUAGCUUUUUCACUCGGGUCUUUGUUGGUCUUCAGAAUACUACAGUGACUUGAUGAAUGGGAUGUAAUGUAAUGACAAAAAGAGGGAUUAAAAGAAAAUACACUUCUCAAACAA